Messenger RNA from Engraulis encrasicolus (European anchovy), 9013 nucleotides. RefSeq names its product protein tyrosine phosphatase non-receptor type 13 (gene ptpn13). The transcript is spliced from 50 exons. The record is from RefSeq and is a predicted model, not a curated record. Gene Ontology annotation, molecular function: protein tyrosine phosphatase activity; phosphatidylinositol 3-kinase regulatory subunit binding. Bases 576 to 8438 code for a protein of 2620 amino acids. NCBI's taxonomy places the organism in Eukaryota, Metazoa, Chordata, Actinopteri, Clupeiformes, Engraulidae. Gene Ontology annotation, cellular component: cytoplasm; cytoskeleton; nucleus. Gene Ontology annotation, biological process: peptidyl-tyrosine dephosphorylation.
UGUUGACUGGUAACUAAGCCCAGAGAAACACCAUCUCCGCAAAACCAUAGAGGCCUACCUAACUAUAACAACUUUUCGUGGUAUUUUCCUCCCUGUAGAGAGAGGGUUUCUAUAGUGACGCCUCGUGUUGCUUAUGUGACGGUUCCUGCUCGUCUGCAGAGAGCCAAUGAGCGUUGGCAGAAAGGUGUCUGGUUACUCCCAGUCAGCCCGGGCGAACAGUCAGGAGAGAGUGCCUUUCGGAGGAUAAUGGUAACUGUUCGUCAAACGAGAGAGGCAGAAACUGCUCUCUCCCCGCUUUAGUAAGAGUUUUGUUUUUACCCUAUUUUAGCUUUUCUCUAUUUUGCCCUGUUUUGGUUACAUGGAGUACCGUGGAGUUCUUCGAAACUGGAAUUGAUGGAAAACCGAGUGGUCGAGGAGUAGUAGGCGCUUGCGAAAGAAACCUGUUGCCAUUUCAGCAAUCCUGCCCUCCUAUUUCAGAUGUUUCACUGUGGAUGUGAUGCUGUGCCUACUUGCCUGUUGGCACUUUUCUAGUUGGAGCACCUGAUAUUACCUUGUUUUGAUAACUUCCAGGGAGGAUGCACGUGUCGCUGGCGGAGGCGCUGGAGGUUCGAGGAGGCCCUCUGGAGGAGGAGGAGGUGUGGGCCUUACUCAGCCAGAGCGCAGAGAGCCUGCAGGAGCUGCUCAGGAGAGAUCCCUCAGCUCUGGGCUUCAUCAUCUCGCCAUGGUCGCUGCUGCUCAUGCCUUCCGGAAACAUCUCCUUCACAGACGAGAACGUGGCGCAGCAGGACCUGAGGGCCUUCACUGCCCCCGAGGUCCUCGAAGGGCUAAAUCUGGCCUCUGUGUCUGACAUUGAGAAGAUGCACAUGUACUCUCUUGGCAUGACCCUGUUCUGGGGAGCAGACUAUGAGAUCCCACAGAGUCAGCCCAUGAAGCUAAGUGAGCGCCUCAACACGCUGCUACUGAGCAUGUGCGAGGACUCGACGUUGACGCGCAUGUCGGUGCGGACGGCUCUGGACGCGUGCAGCGCUCACAUCCGCAGCUCCAGUGCCGAGCCCUCCUUCGCCUACGUCCGGAGACUGGUGCGCCUCGUGCUGGGCAGCCUCUCGCAGCUGGACGGUCUGUUGUCUCAGUCCGAGAGGGAGUCUCUGCCGGAGAGGAGUAAAGAGAUUCGCGAGCGCUUGCGAGGCAAAGGCCUUCCCGCAGGUCGGAGUGCAGCCCAUCGCGUGCUAGAGCGCUACCGAGCACGCUCCCAGGACCAACAGCAGCAACACCCCUCGUCCUCCUCCACCUCCUCCAUCACGGGGGGAGGCCUCAACCGCGGCCUCAGCCGAUCCAUGAGCUCGCUGCCCAUCCAAGACAUGCUGCGGGGGGACGACAGCGCACUCCACUACCCCUCCUCCUCCGAGUUCCACCACCCGGGCUCGGAGUCGUCCUCGGAGCUCUACCCCCAGCUCCAGGCCCUCCAGGCCCAACAGCAGCUGCAGCAGCAGGCGGCGGCACGCGGGCGGGUGUCAGACCCCGGCAGGAGACCCCCGUCGAACCGCAGCAGCAGUGGAGGUGGUGGCGACUUGUUGCAGCAGCGUCGUAAGCACUGGGCGUCGGCGGUGGACCUAGCGUGUCUAGACCCCGAGGUGCUGCACUGGGGCGAGCUGGAGGAGGCGCGGCGGGGGAGCAGCGCCCUGAGCACACGCUCCGCCGGCCGCCAGCGCGUCUCCUCGCGCCCCCCUCUCCAGCUCUCCCACCACAAGGACGCUGGACGCCACUCGGACUUUGGCCUGCAGCCGACGAGGCCGCACCACAUGUCGGCCAUGUCGGUCAGCUCGGCCCUCAACAGCGCCUACGAGAGGAUACGCGAGAGGCAGAGGAAACUGCACGCCCUGCAGCAGGCCAUCGACGAUCCGCUGCACAGCCACAGGAGAUACCACAGUGAUUACAGUUCAUCCAGCGAAAGCCCCUCGGUGACGUCGUCUGAUCCAGAGUACAGACAAGCCAAGAAGCCAGAUGAGGGGAGAAGGAGCAGCUCGCAGGUGGCCCUGUCAGAGCCCGACGGCAUGUCGCUCAGCAGACAGAGGCUGCUAGAUGGCGCUGUGGAGGACGAGCAGCAGCUCCACAGGCUCCAGGCCCGCCUCUCCCACGGCAGCAUCCACCCCAGUGAGGAUGGCCACCGCCGCACCAGCUACUAUCCCUCGGACGAGCUGCGCACCUCCAUGGUGGACCUGCGGGAGCCGCGCCGAAGCAGCCCUCUGGACGGGCCUAUUACCCACCGCAAACCCAAGAAUUUCUAUGGGCCUGAGUUUGUGAAGAUGGCCAGUGAGCCCUGUGUUGUGUUGAGCGUCCCCUCGUCCAUCAUGAACAAGCGUGGGAAGGCGGAGGAGAGCCAGCGGAAGGUGGGGGUGGUGCUGCUGAACGGCCAGCGGCUGGAGCUGAGCAGCGACGUGAAGGCCGUGUGCAAGGACGUGCUGGACAUGGUGGUGGCGCAUGUGGGGCUAGUGGAACACCACCUGUUUGGCCUGGCCAGCCUCAAAGACGAUGAGUUUUUCUUCAUCGACCCCGAUGCCAAAUUGACCAAAGUCGCUCCCGACGGCUGGAAAGAGGAUCCCAAGAAGAAGAAAACAGACGUCAACUUCAGCCUGUUCCUCCGCAUCAAGUUCUUCCUCGACGAUGUGAACUUCAUUCAACACAUGAUGACCAAACACCAGUACUACUUGCAGCUGCGCAAGGAUAUCUUGGAGGAGCGGAUGCGAUGUGACUUGGAGAGCGCGAUGCUCCUGGCUUCCCUUGCCCUGCAGGCAGAGUUUGGCGACUACCAGCCGGAGCUUCAUGGGAAGACGUAUUUCAGGACGGAGCACUACCUGCCCGCCUCGGUCAUGGACAAGCUGGACCAGACGUCCCUAAAAGAGGAUCUGCCCAAACUGCACAGCUCCUACUACGGAGUCACAGAGGAGGAGGCCGAGUUUGAGUUCCUAAAGGUGUGCCAACGACUGACGGAGUACGGCGUCCACUUCCACCGCGUGCUGCCAGAGAAGAGGUCUCAGACGGGUAUCAUGCUGGGCGUCUUCUCCAAAGGGGUGCUCAUCUUCGAGGUCCUGAACGGAAACCGGACGCCCGUGCUGAGGUUCCCCUGGAGAGAAACCAAGAAAAUCUCUUUCAUUAAGAAGAAGAUCUCUCUCCAGAACACUUCGGACGGCAUCAAACACCUGUUCCAGACGGACAGCCAGAAGACCUGCCAGUACCUGCUGAACCUCUGCUCAGCACAGCACAAGUUCCACCUGCACAUGAAGGCCAGGCAGAGCAACCAGGAGACCAAGGACCUGGAGAACUGCCCGCUGACUAGCCUGCAGUACUCCUCAGGUCCCGAGGCCAUGGGCAGGGCGGUGAGCUCCCUCAGCCUGGUCCACAACGCCCGCCCCGAGAGCGAGCACCUCAAGCGCAUGUCCGUCUCCGAGGCCGCCCUCAACAAGCACCACGUCAUCAGUCGCCUCUCCAUCGCCCCCGGCGGUGGAGGAGGCGACCCCAUCUUCCCCGGCUACGUGCCCAGUGCCAACUCCACCGCUGCCAACCAACGCCACCUCCUCAGCCGCUCGCACCACAACCUGGGCCAGCUGCCGGAGUCUCCGGAGCAUCGCGCAGCUGGGCUGGCGUACAGCAGCCAAUCCCAGAGCGGCGGCACAGUACGCUCCACGGCUUCAGUCGCCGCCGCGUCGCAGCUGCCCUCUCACCAGCGAGCGUGCUCCGACACGGACUCCAUCACGGUCAGCCGACAGCAGGACACUUCCUUCAGCUCUCUGGCCCACAGUAGCGCCCAAUGGGGCCCGGACAAGUUCAAGAAGGAGUCGGACUCCUCGUCAUGCGAGGAGACAGCCAACGCCUAUGUCGUAGGUGUUAGCAUGCACAGCUCAGGACUGCCCUCCACCCCUGCCACUCUCUCAGUCAAUGACUCUCUGAAGAAGAAGCUGAAUGCCUUACCCUCCCCUGAGAGGGAGAUUAUGACCGUUCAUCUGAAAAAGGAUGCCAAGUAUGGCUUCGGUUUCCAGAUCGUAGGUGGGGAGAAUUCAGGGCGGCUGGAUCUGGGGACUCUGGUCAGCUCCAUUACCCCUGGAGGUCCAGCUGACAUCAACGGCUGCCUGAAGCCUGGAGAUCGACUGCUGUCGGUAAAUGACAUCGACCUGGAUGGACUGCCCCACGAGGCUGCUGUGGAGAUCCUUCAGAACACCUCUGAUGACGUCACACUGGUGGUCUCUCAGCCCAAAGAGAGGCUGUUUGAAGGCUCCCCCACCAGCUUCCCCCACUACAUCUCCAAGCCCCCCGGAGGCCCAUCUGCCCAGAGGAAGACAGCCGAUUUGGAGUCAUCCUCCGAGGACAACGCGGGGUCCCCUAGCCCUCCUCCUCCAGCAUCCACCACCACCACCACCAUCACCGAUGCCUUGUCCGAAUCCCCGCUGGACAGACGUCGCCGGGACAUUCUCAACUCGUCCCAGAGGUCACACAUGGACGUGACCAGCCUUCCCCAGGCCCAGCUGAACGGCUUCCACCGCAGCCCGCCGCCUCCAGAGAGUCCCCCCAUCAUGGCUCUGCAGAGCGCUGGAGGACAGGACAGCAUCGUCACCCCGCCUGCCCUGCCACCCAAGACCAGGAAGGCUCAGAAGGUGGUGGUGGAGGCACCUAAAGAGCCCCAAGAGUACUCGGACAGGGGAGACUCGGACAUGGACGACGAAGUGGAUGGUAGACUGGAGAAAAGGACAGCUAAAAAGGAGCUUUCUCCUCCCCCCAGCUGCAACAUGGCAAACUUAAGUGGUAAUGCCCCAGGGGUCAGUAGUCUCCGUCCUGGAGAUCUAUUUGACGUUGAGCUGUCCAAGCUGGACAGCAGCCUGGGCAUUAGUGUGACGGUACUGUUCGGAAAGGGUGGCUCAAACACAACGGUGAAGCAUGGAGGGAUCUAUGUCAAGGCCAUCAUUCCCAAAGGUGCAGCUGAGCUGGAUGGCAGAAUUAGAAAAGGGGACCGGGUGGUUGCUGUGAAUGGGAAAAGCCUGGAAGGAGCUACGCACAAACAGGCCGUGGAGGUCCUUCGAGACACUGGACAGGUUGUCCAUCUGCUGCUAGAGAAAGGCCAUCCUCCUGCCGACAGCGUCCACGCUCCUCUCACCCCCCAGACCACACCAGACGUGCCCCCAGAGAAACCCAGGAUGCCCCAUAGAUCCUCCCACGACUACCACUUUGUGACCGAUGACAAUGUGUUGGAGGUGGGCCUGGUAAAGAACUCGUCUGGCCUGGGCUUCAGCUUCAGCCGGGAGGAGAAUGUUCCGGGUGAGCCGGCACCCACCAGCAUGGUGCGGGUCAAGAAGCUGUUUCCGGGGCAACCGGCCGCCGAGAGCGGCCAGAUCGAAGUGGGGGACGUCAUCCUGCGCGUCAACCAGACCUCCCUCAAGGGCCUGUCACAACAUGAAGUAAUAUCGGCUCUGAGGGGAGCUGGACAGGACGUCACUCUGCUGCUCUGUAGGCCAAGCAAAGGAGUCCUGCCAGAGAUGGAUUCCUCUUUAGUGACACCCAAGGUCUCCCCUCGCAAAGAGUACCACCACUCCCAGCACCUGGAGCCGCCCGCCAGGACCCCCUCCAGGACGAUGUCUCCCGACGGGGGGGACAGCCAGGCGACCACCACCAGCCUGGGCCUGGUAGAGGAAGCCCUGGAGAGGCUGCUGAUGAAGUCGCCCAGCCGGCGAGACAGCUACAGCGACAGCACCGACGAGGACGAGGACGGGGAGGUGGAGGAGGCCUUCAGCCCCGUCAUGGAGCUCCACAGCAGCCAGUCCUGGGACCGCAGCGUCUACCAGACCCCAGGAAAUAUGACGUCCAUGGGGAGGCAUGGACCAUAUGACACCCCCUGUGAGCUGGACGAUACAUUCCGAUCUGCCUACUACUCACCCAGCCAGUCUAUGUUAAGGAGACGGUCGUCGUCGUCCCCAGUGCCAGUGGAGCUGGACUCCACUCUGCAGCCCAUGCUGUCCUCUUCAGUCAGCCCAGACAGGGCGGACCUCAGCCCCAGCCCGGACCCCCUGCCUCCCCCCCUGCCCAUCCCCAACACCCUCGACCUCCACAACAACCAGGACGUGGAGGAAUUUGUGCCAGAGGUAGAGCUGAAAGUCUCCCUGGUCAAGUCGGACAAGGGAAGUUUGGGAUUUACCCUGACCAAGGGAAAUGACCUCAGCUGCUACAUCCACGACAUCGUCCAGGAUCCGGCCAAAGGAGACGGGCGACUGCGUCCGGGAGAUCGCAUGAUAAUGGUGAACAACACGGACGUGUCCAGCAUGGGCCACACGGAGGUGGUUAACCUGGUGCGCGCCGCCCCCCGCGUGGUGGACCUGGUGGUGGGGAGGGUGCUGGAGGCUCCUAAACCCGCGUUUGAGGCCCACCUCCUGCCCGACAUCACCUACCAGUGCCAGGAAGACUCUCUGGGUCUGGUCUUGGAGGGAGGCAGCGACAGCCUGCACGGCCUGCUGUAUGUGAAGGAGGUGGUGCCGGGCUCGGUGGCGGCAGGGGAGGGGAGCAUGAAGCCUCUGGACCUCAUCCACUUCAUCAACGGGGCGCCGACCCACUCGCUCACCCUCAGCGAGAGCCGUAGGCUGGUGGAGCUGUCGCUAAGGAACCUCACCCUCAAGGCCACCAGAGACGGACAGCCUGUGACACCACGGCAAAGGAGUGUCUCAUACCUGAACAAUAACCUGACCUCUAAAAAUAACACGCCGCACAGUAUGAAUGGUUAUCUCCAUGGUGAGCGUAAUGAGCUGGAAGCCCUUUCAAGUAUCUGCCCAUCUGAGGAGCAGCUCAUACGAAUGGACCUGGAGAAGCCCACGUCUGGUGGACUAGGCUUCUCCGUGAUUGGUGGAGAGAGAGGCAUAUUCGUCAAGUCCAUCACACCUGGAGGAGUGGCCCACACCUCAGGGAUGCUGCAAGUGGGAGACAGGCUGCUGAAAGUAAACGAUGACCUGAUGACGGGUGUGUCCCACUCUAAGGCGGUGGCCACCAUUAGGAAGGCCAAAGGUGUAGUGCACCUGAUCGUCUCCAGACCUCCAGAUCAGACCCCAGGCACUUACCUGGGCUUCCUGCCCCUCAACUCAGACAAGUGCAAUGGAAACACAGAUGUCAGUGAGGACAGUGGGGUGCGGACCAAAGUGCACAGUCCAGCGGAUGGCCAGAAGUCCAGCAGUGAAAAAGGCCCACCUGCCAUUCCACCCAUAGACUAUGACUUGGAAUCAAAGGAGAACAGAACAGACGGCACUGUGGACCUGUCAGAGGACACAGACUGUGAUGGUUCCUCUCUACCUGAAGAUUCGCCUGAGUCUUCCAGGAGAGCAGAUUGGAAUGAAGAAUGUGUAGACAGCCCAAUGAAUGAGCGGUUGGCGAUCCUCAGCUACCCGCAGACAAGUGAUGGUCAGUUAGAGGAGGAUGAGAUCACUUGGGGUAGUGAUGAGCUGCCUAUCGAGAAUAUCAACCCCAAGUUCACAGAAGAUGGGCUGAUCGUGAGUGAAGAGCAGCUGACGUCUCUGCCCCUGGUGAAGGUCAUCCCUGAUGGCCAGUACACGGGGCCCAAGCUCAACACUGUGGUCCGCAUGAUGAGGGGCCUGCUGGAACAGAAGGUGCCCUUGCAGGAGUUCGAGAAUUUGCAGAACCUGCAGCCUCUUGAUGAUUGCUUGAUCGGACAGACGCAAGAAAACAAAAAGAAAAACCGUUACAAAAAUAUAGUACCUUUUGACACCACUAGAGUUCUCCUCGGCAAAGAGGGUGGGUACAUAAAUGCCAACUUCAUCAAGAUGCCAGUGAAGGACGAAUGCUUCAUGUACAUCGCGUGCCAAGGACCCUUGCCCACGACACUGGGCGACUUUUGGCAAAUGGUCUGGGAGCAGAAGUCCAAUGUCAUCGCCAUGAUGACGCAGGAGGUGGAGAGCGGGAAAGUGAAGUGCCAGAGGUACUGGCCAGACACGCUCAAGUCUGCCGAGAUGGUGGACGACAGGCUGCAGAUCACACUGGUGAAAGAUCAGCACCUGGACAACUUCGUCAUUCGUCUGAUUGAAGUUAAAGAUACUCAGACUGACGAGGUCCAGCACGUCACACACCUAAACUACACUGGCUGGCCCGACCAUGGCACGCCCACUCAGCCCGAGCAGCUGCUCACUUUCAUCUCCUACAUGAGACACAUCCACCAAUCAGGACCCAUCAUCACCCACUGCAGCGCAGGGAUUGGUCGAUCCGGGACACUAAUCUGCAUAGACGUGGUCCUGGGCCUCAUCAGCAAAGAUGCAGAUUUUGAUAUUUCAGAUGUGGUGCGGACCAUGAGGCUUCAGAGACAUGGAAUGGUCCAAACAGAGGAACAAUACAUAUUCUGCUAUCAGGUGAUUUUAUAUGUGCUCAGAUGUCUUCAAGCAGAGGAGAACAUCUCAGGAUAGAUGGACCAAUGGACUCGGAGCAUGCUGGAGCUCUUUUAUUAGACUGUUACAGUGAGCAUUUUUGAACAUUUUAAGCUUUCACUUUAAUAUGGAGACCAACUUCUGUGUACAGAGACUCAACAAAUGUCAGAACAAAUGCAUAGAUUUUCUUAUAAACAUUCACUUCCGGGAACAUUCCUGAAGAUUGUGUAUAUUUUUGGCUUCUACUCUCUCUUUGGCUGCUACAUAUUUUAAAAGACACAAUAAAACAUUGAUUUUUUUAUGUUACCUUUUUUGGUAAAAGACUGUGCUUUAUAUGGACUUCAUAAUUACAAAAUGCCAUUGAAGUAAGAAAUUGAUAUUUUGUAUGGAACAAAUCAUUCUUGUUCUUUUUAAAAACUAAAUAAUGCUGGAAGUUUCCUUGACAGAAUACAACAGUAUUUGCUUUGUAAAUCUCAAUAUCAAUCACUUUGAAUUCUGUGGUAAAUAAUCACAUUUAAGUGUACAUAUUUAUCUCUUAAAAUUUGUUGAUAUGUUUUAAAAUGUUACAUACUGGACAAUUUGCAAUUUGUAAAUAAAAGAGUAUCAUGCCUUUU